UGUAAUAGUGAGUGGAUGAGGAAGAGAGUGUACAGCUGGAUAGCGGAUUUAAAUCGUAAAAAGGAAGAAUUACUGAUUUGUCUGCAUCAUGUCGAAGAACACAAUAUCUGAUCGCUUCAGGAAGGUGGAUGUGGAUGAAUAUGAUGAGAACAAGUUUGUGGAUGAGGAGGAUGGAGGAGAAAACCAAGUGGGUCCGGAUGAAGCAGAAGUGGAUUCUCUCAUCAGACAAGGGAAUCUAAUGGGUGCAUUGCAGGCGGUGCUGAAGAACCCACCAAUCAACACGAAGAAUCAGAAUGUCAAGGACCGUGCUGAAGGGCUGGUGCUGAAGGUACUUAGUUCCUUUAAAGCAAGUGACAUUGAGAAGGGAGUUCAGUCUCUAGAUAAGAACGGAGUGGAUCUGCUGAUGAAGUACAUCUACAAGGGCUUUGAGAAGCCAUCAGAAAACAGCAGUGCCAUCCUUCUGCAGUGGCAUGAGAAGGCUCUGGCUGCUGGAGGAGUGGGCAGUAUCGUCAGAGUACUGACCGCGAGAAAAACAGUGUAAGUGCUCACCGCUCCACUAAUGGAAAACCACAGGCGAAGCACACCUGCUGGUACAUUCACAACAAAGAAACGACAUCUACAGGGUGCUGAAAAUACCUUAUAUUUCACUCUCUUUUUCACUCUGUUUUCUCUCUUUUUACUUUUUUUUGUAUCUGCAUGUACGGGUGCCAACAACUUCCAUGCUAAUUAAGCUUCUCUCAGGAAAGUGUUGUACCUUACAUAUGCAUAUUACCUACGUUAAAUGUUACAUGUAUGUCAUUUUUGUAUGAAUUAACAUUGUAUUAGGUUUAACACUCAACAGAACCAUCAGACUUUGUCUGGUUUAGCCAUUUCUUCAGUGCCACCUCAUUACCUUGCUCUGUUUUCUCUCGAACAACCAAAAGACAUUAACUGCUUCACACUGCAGGAAUAAGUGCUGCAGGAAUUCGUGCUCAGUUCUAAUUCUCAGCUUUGGCAUGGCCUGUUUGACAAAAAAGCACAUAGAUUAAUUCUGCCUAGGUUGUUGGAAGUAAUUCAGCUGUUUAAUAUGCAGAAUUAAACAUUUUAGAAUGCCUUUAUAUGUUAUAUAUACAUAUACAGGUGUACAGUUCAAUGAAAUUCUUUCUUUGCAUUUCCCAGCUUGUUUGGAAGCUGGGGUCAGAGCGCAGGGUCAGUUAUUGUACGGCACCCCUGGAGCAGAGAGGGUUAAGGGCCUUGCUCAACUCUCAACCUUUCAGUUAAUAGCCCAAAGCUCUACCCACUAGGCUACCACUGUCCCAUUAUCCCAACUUUUGUUUUAUAUUUUAUGCAUUUUCUCCCAAUUUAGCGUAGUCAGUUUAUCUUCCGCUGCUGGGGGAUCCCUAAUUGCAGUCGAGGUGGGUAUAUUGCCGCUCAUGCCUCCUCCGACCCGAACGCAGCCCUUAGCGGAACCCUUUUUUCACACAUACAUUCUGCACUGGUGCCUUUCUAUCUGCCAAUCAGGGUCCUUACACAGCGUUUGAAGACCCCACCCACAUAGUCCGGUCAUCCCGCCCUAGCAGAAACGUGUCUGCUGCAGGCACCUCCAAUUAUGCCCAGCCGACCGAUGGCAAAGCCGAGUUUCGAACCGAGAAGUUCAUAAUCUCUGCGCUGGUUUGCUAGCGCGUCCCAACAUCUUUAAUGCAGACAUAAGUUUUAUUCUGUAAUGGACUCUGUAAUGUCCACUAGGCCAGUAUUUUUUGGGGGUAGCAAAGCCUGAAUGGAAAUUCUUUUGGGAUUUAACUGGCAUUUUAUGUGGAUUCAGAGUAGAUCAAGAAAUGUUGGUUAAUUAUUAUCAAAUAGAAAAAAUGACCAAAUGGAAAUAACAAAAAUGAAGCUAGUGUCAGGAUAAUACUGGCAUACAUGCUUAAUUAAUAUCAGAUCAGAUUUGAUCAUAAUUCACUAAAUGUGAUCAUUACAUAAACAAGAACACAAGCUCUUUCACAGUGUGCCAACAUUUUUCAUUAAUGCAUAAUUUUGCAUACCUUGCUUGUACUGUGUCAGCGUAUGAUGAAGAUGGAAUCAAAUUGGUAUCAGCAUUGGCAUAACUGGCAAAGCUCUGAUAUGAAAAUCUGAUCCCUAAUAAAAAUUAUGAGUAAAUUUAUGAGUACAAAUGUAUUAAAAACAUGAUACUUUUCAAUACGAUGGUAAUAUUGCUUCAUUAUUUUUAUGUCCUGUGGUUAAUGCGAUAUAAACAAGGUUUGGUCUUAUUUGAAUUAUGAAUUGAAUUAAAGUUCGGAUUUCAGAUCUUUUCACAUUUCGGUUGAAUUGCUGCAUAAGUUUAGAUUUUUUGUAAAAAAAAAAGAAAAAAAAAAAAAGUCUUUUCAUUUUAAGUAAUUUUCACCUGUUUUUCUAGUAUAAAUCAUAGUAGAUACUUAAUCCUGAUAUAAAAUUAUAAAACCUCAUUACUCAGCACUAAUUCUGCCUUCUUAGAACCCCCCCCAAUUUUCUUCCCUAACUAGUCGUAUCCAAUUACCUGAUUGCAUUAUGCUUCCUCUCUACUGAUGCUGAUCCCCACUGCUGAUUGAGGAGACCUCCAACACGUGUUUUUGAGUAAUGCUAUUAGAGCGCUAGUAGUAUUAAAAUGUUGAUGGUUGUCUUACCUCAUCUGUGUCUAUUUCUUAAAGGGACAUUCCAUUAUAAAUGCAGGGUUUGGUUUGUUAUUUGUGUAUUAUAUUUUAUAUCAGUAUUGUAUACCUCAGUCAAGCUAUUUUUGCUUUAGAUUUUUGGGGUCACGUUGUAAUUCCUUAAUCAUUACAUUUGGGGCUUAGGUGGUUGGACAAAGCCUCGAUGUAUGGAUACAGUGUGUGGACACCUUUCCUAGUACUAAUUAAUUUCAGGUGCCUUAGCAACAGCUUUUUAGGGAAAGACUGUGGGUCUGUGUACAAAGCGAUGUCCAUGAAGAUAGGUAACAGUGAAGAACCUCCAAUGGCUUGCAGGGUUGCGCCUUGACAUUAAUCCUGUUGAAUACCACUGGGAUGAAUUGGAAUACUGAUAACAAGCCAGGCCUUUUAUCCAAAAUCAGUGCCUGGCUGGACAGAUUUAACUCAGCGGUUAAGAUCCCUGGACUGUGAUCCGAGGGCCAAUGAUUCAAGCCCCAUUAUCACCAAACUUAGACCUUAAGUAAGACUCCUAAUUGCUUGGAUGGACUAUGUGAGCGCUAGAUCUUGAAUAUUCGCUAGCUCUCUCUGGGAGGCAAGUAGACUUCUUAAUGCAUCUCUAAUUAAUUUUUUUAUUAUUAUUUUUAGUCAGAAUGUCCCUUUAAGCUUUACCUGUACAGCACUUACUGCCAGUCUAUGAAAUGAAAUGCAGCUGAUUAAGUGCAGAUUAAAAACUUUAUCAUGUCUUUCGGUUCUUACAGUAAAACAGACCAUGACUGUAAAAACUGUAUAUCUGAACAAAUGCACCCAUCUCUCAGAUGCAGUAUCGUUUUAUGCUUUUCUAAUCGGAUGCAAACAUUUUACAAACCAAACUGUUGUUAAACUGCCUUAGAGAGUAUUCCUUUUUUAUCUUGAUGCUUUUCAGAAUGAUUAAUAAAUAUGUAUACAU
This is a messenger RNA of Trichomycterus rosablanca, 3585 nucleotides long. RefSeq names its product actin related protein 2/3 complex, subunit 5B (gene arpc5b). Bases 89 to 541 code for a protein of 150 amino acids. The transcript is spliced from 4 exons. Gene Ontology annotation, molecular function: actin filament binding. Gene Ontology annotation, biological process: regulation of actin filament polymerization; Arp2/3 complex-mediated actin nucleation; cell migration. NCBI's taxonomy places the organism in Eukaryota, Metazoa, Chordata, Actinopteri, Siluriformes, Trichomycteridae. The record is from RefSeq and is a predicted model, not a curated record. Gene Ontology annotation, cellular component: actin cytoskeleton; cytoplasm; Arp2/3 protein complex.